Messenger RNA from Cydia amplana, 1628 nucleotides. It is a transcript of the gene tank, whose product is annotated as etoposide-induced protein 2.4 homolog. Gene Ontology annotation, biological process: macroautophagy. Gene Ontology annotation, cellular component: endoplasmic reticulum. The transcript has 8 exons. The record is from RefSeq and is a predicted model, not a curated record. Lineage: Eukaryota; Metazoa; Arthropoda; Insecta; Lepidoptera; Tortricidae. The coding region runs from base 147 to 1379 and encodes 410 amino acids.
AAUGUCAAAGUCGAACGCAAAAUACAAAAGUUACGUCAAACAAAAUCCAAUGAUCCAAUGAUGUGAGAACACAAGAAACAGAAGUUCAUUAUCAUAUAUACAACAAUGAAAUAAUAGAUAAUUCCUUAAAGAAAAAUACCUACAAUAUGGAAAGCGUUAAGAAUUUCUCGGUGUCUUUAAUUAAAGGUUUUAUAGAUAGCCUAAGAGGCGUGACAGUCCUGUUAUACUUGGAUAAGGAGAUCAACGAGAAGGCCUUGAGUCGGUCGCCCCACAAAGAUGCAGAGGGUAAACAAAAACAGAAAGCCCCCAAAGUUCAGCACUGGCUAACAAUAAUCUUCAAGUGGUUUGCUAGUAGAGGUGUUACGGAGGUGAAGAAGUGUGUAUCAAAACCGGAUUCAGAACCAGAUUCAGAACCGGAAUUAGAUUUGAUUUAUGGGAAUUGGAAACGGAGGGAAUCAAAAGUACUUACUAGGGUAUUGCAAUCAUGCAUAUUAAACGGCUUUAUAUUCUUACUCAGUAUAUUAGUGUUUGAAUACGUGUUGCUACCUUCAAUGAAGUACUUAGUAACGGUUGUGUUUGGUCACAAUCCUGGCGUGGCGCACAAUGUGUGGGGCUGGAUGCAGCCGUUCCUGUCCAUGACUUUCCGGAUGAUAUGGGUGCUACCAUUGUUCCUAUUGAGCAAGCUGGUUAAUAGCUUGUGGUUUCAGGACAUAGCUGACUCGGCCUACAGACACCGGCGCGGGCGGCCGCAGUUCAUGUCGAGCGUCAGCAAGAUCAUUGCCGACUCCUUGUUCAGCAUACUGGGGCAAGCUUUAUUUCUAGUUCAGGUAUGUUAUACUGCAUACAGGAAACUUGUACAGGACAUAGCUGACUCGGCCUACAGACACCGGCGCGGGCGGCCGCAGUUCAUGUCGAGCGUCAGCAAGAUCAUUGCCGACUCCUUGUUCAGCAUACUGGUGCAAGCUUUAUUUCUAGUUCAGAGUAUGCUAGUCAGUAUGCUACCCAUCACAUACAUCGGGGAGCUCCUAUGCCUCGUUCACAUGUGCCUGCUGUACUCGCUGUACUCGUUCGAGUACAAGUGGUUCAACAUGGGCUGGGAGCUCCACAAGCGGCUCACAUUCAUCGAGACCAACUGGCCGUACUUCCUCGGGUUCGGCCUGCCGCUGGCGGUGCUCACGCAGAUACCUCAGUCUUACAUCAUAAGUGGAUGUGUGUUCUCUAUUUUCUUCCCGGUGUUCAUACUGAGCGGUAAUGAAGCGACACCUGUUAUUGGAAGUGAGUACCCCCUCCGUCUGUUUUCGCCAGUGGUGGCGAUUUCCAACGGAAUGUUCCGUUUCGUGCGGCAAGGAGCGGAGGCCGUUACCCAGCGGAGUAGGUGAUCUUUAACCAUUUAGGGUUAACCUUUUGACCGAUGUCGUUUGUAAGCAGUGUUGUGGGAAGGGUAAAGCAUAGCAAAGAUUCAUUGGUUGUGUAAAAUCUAAGAUAAUUUCCUGCUUCGAAGUUGACAGCUAACGUAGCGCUGCACGGCUCCGUAUAUUAUGCGGUAACGGGUCUCUCACGCUAUCCCUAAUAACUUUUGUCCUAAAAUCGCUUGCCCUAACCGUUUUGUCCCAACGGGUAGGUAAUAG